AUGUUGCAUGAGAGACCAGUUCUCAAAAAUUCACUUCCUCCUCACCUUCCUCCUCACAAAGAAGAGGAGUCGAAGCAGAAGGAGUCAAAAAUAAUGGCUGGAUUUUGGACGACUUUCUUGCAACGAGAACCGAUCGUGGUGUGGUCGUGCGCUUUGGGCGCGAUUGGAGCGGCGUUACCGGUGUGCGUCCCACCGAUUAGGAAUAUGCUCAGAGCGGAUCAGGAACCGACGAGGCCACCGUCCGCGCAGAGCGUCGUGGAAGCGUUGAGAGGUGGGAAAUCUUAA
Messenger RNA from Bathycoccus prasinos, 285 nucleotides. RefSeq lists its product with no specific name. The transcript has a single exon. The record is from RefSeq and is a predicted model, not a curated record. The coding region runs from base 1 to 285 and encodes 94 amino acids. NCBI's taxonomy places the organism in Eukaryota, Viridiplantae, Chlorophyta, Mamiellophyceae, Mamiellales, Bathycoccaceae.